AGGAGCAAACCCCUCACCAAAAUCCCUCACCAAAUCCAGGUGACACACAGAAGAAACACUCUUGAAAGAUGAUGGGCAAGGCUGUGGCUGCUGUCAUGGCUCUUCUCCUGAUCUCAAUGGCUGGAGCAAAAGGUAUGGCUCAGGCGCGUUCAGCGAUUGAACUCCGAUGCCAGUGCAUAGAGACUCAUUCCAAGUUCAUCCAUCCAAAGUUCAUUCAAAAUGUGAACCUCACCCCUAGUGGACCUCACUGCAAGGACGUGGAAGUCAUAGCUACUCUGAAAGAUGGCAGAGAAGUGUGCCUGGAUCCCACUGCUUCCUGGGUGAAGCUGAUCAUCAAGGCAAUUCUGGACAAGGCAGACACCAAGAAUAAGACUGCAUCGUAAAGCAAAGAACAAAAAUGUCCUACCUCCUCCAGGAAGACAAAAGUGGGAGACACCGCCAUUCAGCUUCUGGCAGGUCAUUUCCUCCUGCCUCCUACAUUCGUACUUUCAUCAUCGUCUAGAGGAUGUAUCCUCCCUCUUUUUGUAGUUACAACAGUAACUUGACAACAGUAGCUUAAGUCUUUUAAAGAAGUGUCAUACGGGAGAAAAACCACUGAAAUUAGAAAAAGUAGGCAAAAAAAUAAAACAAAAAAGAUCAGGCUUGUGAAAGGAGAUGGAGAUGAUUCUAGCCACCACAUAAUCAAUGUGGUGCACUCUAUGCAGGUCUUUCUUUAAAUAACGUCUUUGCCAAUAGUUUAGAAACUGCCCAACAAUUCCUUUUCUCCAGGAACAUGCUGACAGGUAGCAUCAACUGUACCUAGGUUACUGCUUCUCAUGUGGGCUGCAAACCAGAAAAAGGGGGCUUUCAGAGUCAGUAACCCAAAAGUCUGAGGCAUCAGUUUUGGAGCCAUCAUUUUCAAGGUUUUAUUUACUCUGAAUUACUGCUGUGAAGCUAUAAACAUAUGUUUUCAUGCCAUCUUUUGGUUACAAAAAGGGCACUUUAUUUAUUUGAAUUCUAUUAAAUAUU
Messenger RNA from Lagopus leucura (white-tailed ptarmigan), 1008 nucleotides. RefSeq names its product interleukin-8-like. Gene Ontology annotation, biological process: antimicrobial humoral immune response mediated by antimicrobial peptide; cellular response to lipopolysaccharide; inflammatory response. Gene Ontology annotation, molecular function: CXCR chemokine receptor binding; chemokine activity. The transcript is spliced from 4 exons. NCBI's taxonomy places the organism in Eukaryota, Metazoa, Chordata, Aves, Galliformes, Phasianidae. Gene Ontology annotation, cellular component: extracellular region. The record is from RefSeq and is a predicted model, not a curated record. Bases 69 to 383 code for a protein of 104 amino acids.